This is a messenger RNA of Melampsora larici-populina 98AG31, 192 nucleotides long. RefSeq lists its product as uncharacterized. The transcript is spliced from 3 exons. NCBI's taxonomy places the organism in Eukaryota, Fungi, Basidiomycota, Pucciniomycetes, Pucciniales, Melampsoraceae. The record is from RefSeq and is a predicted model, not a curated record. The coding region runs from base 1 to 192 and encodes 63 amino acids.
AUGGGCAAGAUACAUCAACAUCUAUGUGCUUUUCAUGUUGUAGCCGAUGAACAUGACCGUCAAAUCGAAGCGCAUCAUUACUGCACCUGUGUCUCCUGUGACUUCCAUCAAUGCAUCAUAUAUGACAGUGACAAACCAAAUGCGCGAUUGAUUGGCAAGAAUCGAAUAUUUAAUCUCAGAGCAAAAGUUUAA